UAUGUUGUUUUGAAUAUCCCUCAGUGAUAAAUUUUGACAUCAUACUGAUAAAUUAUGGAUAUUUUGUUUAAAGUUGGUAUCAAUUACUCGAUUAGCUGCUAUUCUUAUCAGUCGUUGCUUAAAUAUAAACAUAUAUUAACUCAUUAAAACACUCGAUUGACACGUAUUACACAAGACGGACGCUUUAUUUUAAUGUGUCGCUCACUGAUUAUUAGAUAGUAGAGUUAACACUAGAUCCGGGACAUGGACCAGGAAGUUUCCGCGACCCCUAAUGGAAGUUUACGGCACCGGCUGUCGGAUGUUACCAGUCAAGAUAGCGACAGUGGCAUAGUCUAUCGAAAUACACAUAGACCAUUCAACAUGUGGCGUCCAAGUACUUAUUUAAACGCGGUAGCCCCGAAUAUUAGGACAAUCAGGAAGAGAUCUGCCUCAUCAGUGGGAAGCGUUUCUAACUAUGGAAAGGACUCGUCAUCGUCAGUUGAUUAUGGCAGAGAGUUCGGUAAAAAGAGGAGAUGGAACACGCUGGUUACAGUUAUGGUCGUGCAAGCUAGAGCUCUACCAAAAACUUCGGACAAAAGUUCGAUGUACUGUAAAAUCAGAUUGGGGACCGAAAUACAUAAAACAAAGCCCGUUGCUAGAUCGCAGCAGCCUGAAUGGAAGGAACGGUUUCAACUCCAUAUUUACAGAGACCACUUGUUAAAGGUCUCCUUAUGGGACAAAGACAAACAGAAGAGUUUUAUGGGCAGCUGUGUGGUGGAUUUGACGACGUUGGACAAGGAGAGGACACAUGAACUGCGCCUGGAGUUGGACGAUGGCUUCGGUGAAAUCCAUUUAUGUGUUACAAUGUGCACCGUUCGCGACGACCCCUUGACUACUGAAGCUGUUUCAGGUGUCUCGUUGAAAUAUAAAAGCAACGUUCUGAAACUAGUAGGGCAACUGCACGUGACUGCCGUAGCAGCAAGGGGCUUGAGCUCCAAACCAAAUGCAUAUUGCACCUUGGAAUUACACAAUCAGAGAGUGCAAACACACAGUAUACAUUCUAGUAGCGAGCCUGUAUGGAACAAAAGAUAUACAUUUGACGUGUACGAUAUGACCUCAACACUGGAUGUUAAAAUAAAAGACAACUCGCUCAAAAGCUCCUUUGGUAUCGAGCACCUAGGCAAAGUAUCCAUACCGUUAUUUAGGAUAACGAAUGGCGAAUUGCGAUGGUUCGCGCUUAAAGAUAAGAAUAAAAGAAACAGUGCUAAAGGAAAUCAUCCAAGGGUCCUAUUGCAGAUGUCUAUAGUUUGGAGUCCCAUUAAAGCAGCGCUAAAGUUAUUUUCUCCUAAGGAAGUGAAAUAUAUAGAAAAACCAAGAAAACUGGACAUCGAUGUUGUGUAUAAGAAUGUAAUUUUCAUACAAGAUGUGUUUGAUUUUCUGCACAUAGUCGACGAUGCAUAUAAGCGGUUUUUAGAAUGGGACAAUCAAGAGCUAUCACUGCUGGUGCUGGUCGGUUGGCUGGUCUUCUGGUUCUACUUCAGGCCCUGGACUAUCCCGCUGCUUCUAUUGGCCCCAUUUGUACUCCAAUUAAUCGUAGGCCGAACUUCAGAUGAUAAAGUAUUGGUAACGUCGUAUAGGGAGUGCGGAGAUGCAAGCUUGAUGAACACUAGUGAAAGGCAUGACAAAAGUUUACCAGGAAAAAUUAAGACUUUACCGAAAGUGUCUAUAAAAAUUAUUGACAACAUAGAACUAGUGGUAUCGUUUGCGGAAAGAAUUUACAAUCUAGCUACGUUUAAGGUGCCAUUCCUGAGCUACGUCACAAUGGUUUUACUUUGUGGGGCGUCCUUUGCUGUAUAUUUUAUUCCAAUAAAUUACAUGAUGAUAGUCUUUGGCACAUACAAAUUCUUCAGAAAACAUUUGAAUCCUAGUAGAAAACCGAACAACGAUUUGGUUGACUUUAUUUCAAGGAUACCGGACAACGAGAUAUGGAAAGACUGGAAAGAAUUAAGCGUCCCGGAGCCUAUGCAGCGAAGCAGCGAGCGAAGCAGCGGACAAAACAAGCUUGUGAGGAGCGUCAGCGGCCCGGGCCCGACCACCGACCUAGACCCCCCCCUAUGACUCGCACUAACAAACAUUUAGAUCAAUUAUUUAUACCAGACAUCUAUACAUUUAGUCAAUAAAAAAUACUGUAUAGCUGUAUAGUGUGUGUGUGUUAAAGAUUUAAAGCAGUUAUUGUUAGUCACUAACUCCAGUAAAAUAACUAGUGGUUUUGAUAGUAUCUAAUAGUAAUAAAACACACUUUAGGUACCUAUCUUAGUAGUAUUGGCUAAAUGUACUGGCAGGCUUAGUUCAAUACACUGUAAAUAAUUUUAAAGGUAUGUAGAAGGUACUUUAGCGUAUAAAUGAAAUAAAUUACUAAAUAACGUCAUGAAAAUUUAUUUACUUAAUCCAUUAAACUAAAAUCACAAUUUGCA
This is a messenger RNA of Cydia strobilella, 2453 nucleotides long. Its product is annotated as multiple C2 and transmembrane domain-containing protein-like. Gene Ontology annotation, biological process: regulation of neurotransmitter secretion. Lineage: Eukaryota; Metazoa; Arthropoda; Insecta; Lepidoptera; Tortricidae. The transcript is spliced from 14 exons. Gene Ontology annotation, cellular component: synaptic vesicle membrane. The coding region runs from base 244 to 2097 and encodes 617 amino acids. Gene Ontology annotation, molecular function: calcium ion binding. The record is from RefSeq and is a predicted model, not a curated record.